Schistocerca serialis cubense is the source of this 2073-nucleotide messenger RNA. RefSeq names its product zinc finger protein 454-like. Gene Ontology annotation, cellular component: nucleus. The record is from RefSeq and is a predicted model, not a curated record. Bases 746 to 2062 code for a protein of 438 amino acids. The transcript is spliced from 4 exons. Lineage: Eukaryota; Metazoa; Arthropoda; Insecta; Orthoptera; Acrididae. Gene Ontology annotation, molecular function: zinc ion binding.
AGAUUAUGCUGACAGCCGUCGCCGUACUCAACGACAAACUUACGCAUUUGUAGUCGGAUAGUUUCCAUUUUUAAUGAGAGCUGUAGUGUAAAUAAACUGUAAUUAGUAUUACACCCCUCUGACGUGACAUAAGGUGUGAACUAUUUGAAAACAUUUUCACGUGUGUGUAAUGUAAACGAUAAACUGUUGCGUGAGCUACGAAUUGAGUUGCGAGUACGAAAUGCAGCAGUGUUUUGGUGGAACUUCAUCUAUUGGGAGUUGUUAUAUACUUCGUUUUGAAAAAACUGUGCGAUUUCUUAAGAAAGUACUCUGUAUGCCAUCUAUUUAUAUGUGUUGUGCGUAGUUGUCGUGUAAAAUAUCCAUGAAGACGUACAGUCGAAGAAAACCAAUAAAAUUGAAAGACCUAAUUGGUAUUUGCCGACUUUGUUUAUCCAGCGAUGGUGACAGGCGUUGUAUUUUUAUGGACGAUGAAGAUAUUCCGCUGUCAGUGAAAAUAAUGGCAUGUGCGUCAGUGCAGGCAAACUACACUGUCCAAGCACUGGAAUUUCCUGUCUGAUGUAAGUAGUGAGGUGCUUGUUAGAUUCAGAAAGGCAUGGUGAGCCUAGCUGUUUUUACGUGGCAUGAUUAAGCAAAGUGACUGAGGCACCUGUGUCUAACUGAAAGUUCUCACGGCAGCCAGCAAUUCAUAAUCAGACAAAUAGUUUGGACAUCGUUGCACAUCACUAAGGUAUCUGAAGGAGAUGGAAUGCCAUCAGAAGUAUGUUACAAUUGCAUGCACCAACUGGAAAGCUCAUACAGAUUCAGACAGAAGUGUGAAGAAGCAGAUACUAAGCUUAGGAAACUACUGAGAGCUGCCAAAGAUGCGGAAACAAAUCAACAAGAAUUUCAUGAAACUGACUUCGUCAGUGUCAAGAGCAACCUUUUUAACCUUCAAAUUAUGGCAACAGAAACAACAGAAAAAUCGACCACAUUAUUUGUCUGCGGCUCUCCAAAUCACAGUAAUUCUGAGUUGAUUUCUUCGGAUAUAUUUCCUAUUAAUAAAAGCCUCUGUCCAACAUUGUCAGAUUCCACAACAAUAGAUUGUAAAUCAAGUUCUAACCCAGUCUGUGAUUUGAGUGAUUUGCUUAUUCCAAAUGUACAUAAAUCAUUGUGUAAUUCAUCACAGGUAGAUACUACUACAUCAGAAUGCGAAUUAGAAGCUGGUGAAAAACAACAAUCGGAUGACAGUUUGAAGGAAAUGGAAAAUUUGUCUUGUAGCGAAGUUCAUUCUGUUGUGGCAAGCACAGGUGAUAUCCAUUCUCAGGUAAAGAGUGAAAAAAAUACUCAAAAUUCAUUACAACUACCUGAAAAUUGUCAGAAUUCAAAUCCUUCAUAUACAGGAAAUCAGCCAUUCAUAUUUUCUCCAACACUGAAAAAUGAAGAAAUUACAGCAGAACGUUUGGACGGCAGCAAAGCACAUCUUGACAUGAAGGAGUUGGGAAAUGUGAACUGUGGUUCAUCUGGAGUGGUUCAGUGCAGGACUGUUUCUGAUUACAAACUGAUUUUCAAAUGUGAUAAAUGUCCCAAGAGGUUCAGCAAGAGACUAGACCUGAAGCGACACACUUCUGUUCACAAUCAGCAAAGAGGAUUUGUCUGUGGAAUAUGUGAAAAAUGGUGCCCUAAUCAAACAAAUUUCAAGCGACACGAGAGAACACAUACUGGUGAACGGCCAUUUUCCUGUAAAUACUGUUCAAAGAGUUUUUCACAGACUGCUAUCCUUAACCGGCAUAUGAUGAUUCAUACUGGUGAAAAACCAUUCCAGUGCAACGCAUGUGGAAAGAAAUUUACUCAAAAAGAAAGUCUUAAAGUACAUUCAAGGCAACAUUUGUCUGGAAAUGAUAUCACGACCUUUCAGUACAAAUGUCCAUUUUGUGAAAAAUCUUUCCGCCACCAGUCUGGCCUUUCAAGACAUUUGAUGUCUCACACAGGAAAAACAUUUAGUUGUAACCUUUGUCCAAAAACAUUUACAGACCAAUCAUCUUUGAAAAGACACCUUAAACGACAUUUUGAAAUAAAAUCUUGAUGAAGCUUAAA